This is a messenger RNA of Ctenopharyngodon idella (grass carp), 943 nucleotides long. RefSeq names its product protein BTG1-like. The transcript has 2 exons. Gene Ontology annotation, cellular component: nucleus; cytoplasm. Lineage: Eukaryota; Metazoa; Chordata; Actinopteri; Cypriniformes; Xenocyprididae. Bases 391 to 816 code for a protein of 141 amino acids. The record is from RefSeq and is a predicted model, not a curated record. Gene Ontology annotation, biological process: negative regulation of cell population proliferation; negative regulation of mitotic cell cycle.
CUGUAAAAGCUGGUCUAAAACUAGAUUAAAACCACAAGUAAACUGAUUGAGAAACGUCUCUUAACACGUGACUGUUGAUUUGUCAAGCGAUGGCGCUAGAGAAGCGCGCUAAUUCUGCCCUGUGACGUAAUUGAAUGGAAGUUCUUCUUCAGAUUUACUCUCAGAAAUAUUUGUGCGUCCUGCAAAGAAUUCAUGUAGCUAAUAUUCCAGUUUAAAUUGAAUGUCCGUUUUAGUCAGUCGGUAUUUAUUAUUAAAACGAAAUCAGUAGGUGUUUUUUUUUUAGCGUUUUGUGUCGUUGAAAACGUACAGGCGAGUUAUUCACAAUUUUGUUAUUAGGGCCUUUUCGGCACUCAUUUUUUUCGUGAAGAACAUACGCUCGCUGAAAACGGGAUGAAAACAGAGGUGUCAGUCGCUGCUACAUUCAUCAGCGGUUUACUGAGCAGCAGCGUCUCUCUCACUGGAGAUCAGCUGCAGCUCUUCACUCACACACUCACUGACGCGCUACUAGAGCACUAUCGGCACCAUUGGUUUCCUCAUGCUCCCUGCAGAGGCUCUGGCUACAGAUGUUUACGGAUCAACCAUAAAAUGGACCCUCUCAUAGGAAAAGCAGCCUCUGCUGUUGGACUUACACAAGAGCAGCUUUUCUCAUCACUUCCAAUAGAGCUGACCCUGUGGGUGGACCCUUCCGAGGUGUCCUAUCGGAUUGGUGAGGAUGGAUCCAUCUGUUCUCUCUACAAGUCCUUAGUGAUAGGGCCUAAAAGUGCCUCCUCAGCAGAUACAUCAGCCCACAGGAAGGAGAAACUGAAAACCAGAUGAUUGAAUUGAUUAAAAGGGUUCAACAAAAUGGAAGGGUCUCUGUUUUGAGAGAUUUUGAAACCCUCUCUCUAUGUAAAUUCUGCACUUGUUUAAAACAUUAAAGGAGUAACUGAAUGUGCAACAUAAA